GUAACAAUAGCUGAGAGAGCUAAAGGAUCUCGCAUGCUGCUAUCACAUCAGAGUGGAAUAGAGGUCUUCAUGCACACCGCUGUUUCUACUGUCAUGGUUUUGCCUUCUCGUGCACUACCUGUCGUUUCUGCAUCUGAGAGAGUUGCCUGGGGUCUCAGCACUCUGACACUGUGGAUUGUGUGUCUACCUCUAAGGACACAAUCGUUGAAACAAUCGAUGGCCCUGAGCCUGUGAAUGGGAGCCUAAAGCAAGCAGAGUAAAGGUUCACACACACACAGUUGAUGAAAAUGGGGGCUGUGGUCCCAUUGAUCAUCUCUGAUAGACUGCAGCUCUUUCUGUGGCAAUGCCAGAUGUGAAAGCUCUACCAUGUGAGUACUCCCCAGCAGGCUCUCCUGCAGGCUGCAGCAUGGACUUGUCCAUGGACCUGUCCGCCCUCAACUCCCCACCCUUCCCUGCCCAGGACAGCACGCCGGGCCACUGUCCUUUGGGUUACAACAACAACAAUGGCCUGCUCAGCAACCUUGGACUCUACUGCUCCACCAGCAGUAUGCAUCCCCUUAAACAGCCUGACACUCAGUCUGGAUACAGAACAAUGAGUUUUCCACAGGGCUGUGUAAACGCAAGCAGCACCCGGCUUUACCGCAGCCUGGAAAACCUGCACUGGGCCGCAGUGUCUGACCCCAGCGCCUAUCCUUAUAGGAGUGUGGACAGUGAGUUUAUUCUUCACUGUGCUUCAAGUAGUCAUUGGUAUGGUGGAUCUCCUCAGGGGUCACAGGACUAUGGCGUAAUGCCAUCCCCUGAAAGUAUGGCAUACUACAGUCGGCGAGGAGUAGUUCGAAAGGAAAUACCUCUUUUCCCUCAGUGGCUCUUACCUGCAGUUGAGGACUGGGGAAUGAAUGGAAAUGGGCGAAAGGGCCUUAGAGACAAACUUCGGCUCCAGAGCACACGUGCGACGGAGCCUCUCAAGCCCUUGAGACCUCAACCUGUGCUUGGUAAUGCACCAACUCCAAUGUAUCCAUGCGAUCAGGAAGUAGCAGUUCGCCUGGGACCACCAUCCUCCUUGGUACAAAAAAGUGGACCGCAAGAGCUUUGUGUUCGUCGCAUCACUAGUCCAGAUGAGAUCAAACAAGAGGCUCUGCGACGAUUGCAGCUUCGGAGGCAGAGAAGCACCCCUAACUUGGCACUGAACUCUAGACAGGAGUCUAGCAGCAUCAGUAAAGCUCACACCUCCGAGCCCAUCUGCUUUAACUCUGCCCAGUCAACCCCUGAGAGGAAAAGACCUCCCAUGGGCCGCCUGCACAUUCCUACAUUUGAGGAGUUUAAGAGAAUGAGACAGAGGGAGAAAAGUCUGAAUUUGAGUCCCUCGAAAUCUCUAUCUUGUGGGGAAAUGGAGAGUAAUAACACGUAUAACGAGUUUACUGGAGAGCAGAGAGUGCAUACAGAGCAAAUGCCAAGUGUAGAAAGGACUGAUACCAACGUCAGCCUAAAUAACAGCACUGCUGAGAAUUCAAACUUUCCUUGUGAACACAGCACAUCAGAUAUGUCUGAGCCCGCUCCCAAAGCAGAAGUCCUUUGUGGACCCAUCCGCACAGGCCCUGUGGCCCGCUAUCCAUUAAACCCUCAAGCUGCUACAGGAAAAGAGGAGACAAAGGGCCCAGCAGGCCCAGGGGCCGCAGAUGCAGUUGCUCUUCUCUUACCGUUCCGCAGGGAGAUUGGAGACAGACCUUCCAGCUGCUGCCCUGCAAUCCUUCUUGACAGCGCAGACCUGUCCAGCUAUGGAGCCAAAAUCUACAAAAUGAGGGAUGGCUUCCUGGGCUCCGCCCUGGACCUCAUUAAAAAAAGCUGCAGUGCAGAGAUUGCAGCCGAGACUCCCGUCCGACUGUCGCGUGUGCGGAAUGACAUCACUGACAUCACCACUCCCCAGCCUAGCCAUCAAUCUGCACACGUUGCCAUGACAACGUCGGCCUGCGGAGAGGAGGCUUGCAACGAGCCCACAGAACAAGGGGGAAAACCGGCAACAGAAUGCCAAGUUUCUGGAGCAUGCUGCAGACGCUCCAGCUCAGACGCCGCUUAUGAGCCGGCCGAGUCUGCGAGGGCCCAGCGUGAGUGCCGUCUGAGGCCCCACUACAGCGACCCCAUGCCCGCAGAUGCUGCCAAGCGUAAGCAGCUGGAGAUGAAGAUUGCGGCAGCGGCACGUUUGCACAUUCACCGCAGAGAGAGGGACAGUGUGCCAAGCACAACCAGGGGCCGCUCAGAGCCAAGAGGAGAGGAGAGAAGCAGGGGCCUGGGUAUGACCCGGACAGCCCAUCACCGCUGGAGUACAGUCAGCAGCUUGAGUGCAGACAGUGGUGUGGUAGGGUUGAGCGAUGAGCGCGAAGAAGAGGAAGAGUCCCGGCGUGCCUCUCACAGCACUGGAGCUGAGGUAGAACGUGUGGACAGUGGCAUCGGCCCCGGUUUGUCUCAGGACUGGAGGAGACCCUUACCGUCUCUCAGGACCUGGGAGGUUCAGCAGCCCUGCCCAGACUGUGGCCACAAAGAGGGGGCUCGCGGGGAAGGCAUGUGCGAACGCUGCUCCAAGCUCCGCACUGAGCGCAAGGAGGCCAUCCUGGAGUUUCUCAACACAGAGUCGAGUUAUGGAGAGGACCUGCGCAUUAUCAAGGAAGAAUUCUACUGCCCCAUGCAGAAUGCAGGGCUGCUUACAGCCGAGCAGCUGGCUGUGGUCUUCAGCAACGUUCAAGAGCUCAUUGAUGUGAAUGACAAGUUCACUGAGCACCUGCAGGACAGUAUUGAUCAGGCUUUUGAUCAGGGUGAUGAAGACCUGCAGACUGUGUGCAUUGGAGAAAUCUUCUUGGAGUUUGUCAACAUGCUUCCAGCCUUUCAAACCUACUGCCUGCAGCAGUCCACAUCUGUUAACAUGCUUAACACUCUUGAGAAAGAAAAGGAGCUUCUUAGGAUAUUUCUUGACGUGUCCCAGAAUGACAACAUGGCACUCAGACGCAUGAAUCUACGGUCCUUCCUCAUGGCGCCACUUCAACGCGUGACCAAGUACCCACUGCUGCUGAGUCGUAUCAGCAAAGCCACUAAUGAGUGUCACCUGGACUACUCUCGUUUAAAGGAAGCCAAGAGCCGCGUGGAGUCCCAUUUAGAGCACAUCAACAUGAAGACCAAACAGGAAGGCACCACCACGUGGUCCUUGCGCUCUUUCCGACGUGACAGCCGCAAGAACCGUGAGGUGAUUAACAUUGAGAUGCGAGAGCUGUCGAUGAAAACUGUGGGCUGGACACGGGAGAGCACACGCUUCAUCAUGGAGGGGCCUCUACAACUGGCCCAGCCUACUGAUGGGCAGUGGCUUAAGAAGGGGAGCAAAUCCCUCAAAUUCCAAAAUGUUCAGAGCUUACUCAUGGUACGCACACUGCGAUCCGCAGAGGUGGUGACUUCAGCUGAUGGGGCUUUCAGAGGAGAGCAUUUGGAGAGCUCGGAGAUGCUGCAGGACAGUGUACUGGUGCUCAUCAAAGACAAGAGCAGUGGGAAAUUCACUGUGUUGCGCGAGCCGAUCCAUUUGGCUAACUGUGUGGUAUCCACUGACACCGACUGUGAUGAUACUUUCGAGGUGCUGGACAUCCAACGCGAGGCCUUCGUUUUCCGUGCCUCGGACAAACCCCGCACUCAGCAGUGGUUUCGCCAGGUCAAAAGAUAUGCUUGUGAUCUGGGAUCUUGGAGAAAAAGACGCAACGCGCUCCCUAAUAUCAUGAUUAACACAACCCAGAGCCGGUCUUGAGACUGACCCUUUAAAAACAUCUAAACCAAUCCCAGCAUAACUCUGAUGUAAAUAAUAAAUCAAUAUUUUGAUGACCAGAUGGUAUUUGUUUUAGGGUAUCAGAUCUAAUUAGGUUUCUCCACCAAUGAACUUUUAAAUCGCAAGGUUUUACUGUGAUUUAAAAGAUAAAUGGAAUAUUAAUAGGGGCACUUUGUAUACCUGGAAAGCAAAUAAUUUACAUUUGUCAAAAAAGGGAAAAAACAACGGUGAAGCAAAAAAGGAACGCCCUUUGGCGUAUCAAAAUGAGGACCUCACUAGGUGCCUCAAUGUUGCACUUGUAUAACACUGAUUGUACAACCAGUUUGCUACUGAGAAAAGGAAAAUGCUUAGAUGUUUUUUUAGUUGUGAAAUGGUUUCUGUGAUUGAAUGGACUUUCAUUUGAACUAAUUCACAAUACACAACAGUAUGAAAAAUUGUGUUUGGUGUGAAGACUGAGGUAGAGCUCGAAGUUUGUUUGUUUUCUGACCGUGGUAAUUCAUUUACCUCUUCCUCUGUCUUGUUAGAAACUAUUCCCAAAGCAGCAAUAAUCUUCAUUGUACUAUGUAGCGACAGUAAAGCUGUUUUUUUUUUCUUCCACAUUUAAAUGAGUAAACCAUAAACUAGAAUUUACCCCCCACCCCCACCAAUGAUUACACAGUUACUUUCCUUGGUAACAUUUGAGGGGGAGGUCAUAUGUGCCUUUUGUUUUUAUUUUAUAUUGAAUGGGUCAGUAGUAUUAUUCCGUUUUCCCUCUUCUAGCCCACAAAUCAGGCCUUACGUCUAUUGAAAAACUAUUCCUUCUCAGUAGCUGCUAUAUUCUUACUUUCCCACUGAUGUAAAAACCAUGCUUCAUAUGACAUCUUGCUAAAUGUUACAUGUUUUCGUUUGAUGCACUUUAAUAUUAAGGUCCUAAAACUGGAGUCAGGACAUUGUUCUGCAGUUUACAAAGCUUUACUCUUUGUUUUAAAGAUUGUUUGAGCUUUAAGAGAAAUAUGAACCAGUUGACUUCAGCAAUGGCGAUCAACCACAUUCACCCAGUAAAUACAACCUCAUUGUAUGUUUCAAAUUGACACAGAUGACACUUUUUGGAUUUAGGUUUCAACAAGAAAAGUUAUUGUUUUUCCAAUGGCAUCGAAACUGUUACAAACAUCUUAGCUUCCACAUUACCCAACAGAAAGAGGAAUUUUACCUGCCAGUGAACUUUGUCUGAAAUAAUACUUAGACCAAUCAAGCUGUUAAAUACUUUUUCUGUUCUUCUAAAUCCUAAUUUCAUAUUUUUGUGGUGUAAAAUAUUGUGAAUUACAAUUAAAAAUGACAUUAU
Xyrauchen texanus (razorback sucker) is the source of this 5117-nucleotide messenger RNA. RefSeq lists its product as uncharacterized. The transcript is spliced from 8 exons. Bases 344 to 3778 code for a protein of 1144 amino acids. Lineage: Eukaryota; Metazoa; Chordata; Actinopteri; Cypriniformes; Catostomidae. The record is from RefSeq and is a predicted model, not a curated record. Gene Ontology annotation, molecular function: guanyl-nucleotide exchange factor activity. Gene Ontology annotation, biological process: positive regulation of Rho protein signal transduction.